AUGGCUUCGACGACGAGCGACGAGGAUGUUGUCGUUGUUGCUGCUGCUCCUGCUGCUGCUCCUGUUCCUGUUGCUGCUGCUGCUCCUGUUGCUGCUCCUGUUGCUAGUGGUGGUGGUGGUGGUGGUGGUGGUGGUGGUGGUGGUGAAAAGGUGGAAAAGGAGAUAAAAAACGAGAGCGAGAAGGAGAGGGAGAGGGAUGACGACCUCGAACUCAACCUCGAACUUGAACUCGACCUCGAACUCGAACCCGAAAUCGCGCUAUUUGAACGCGCUGCUGGGCACAUUUCCUUUUCCUUUUUUUCUUUUCUUUUUUUUUGUUUCUUGCAAACGCGUUACUCGGACCGCAUCGCCGAAUACGACAUGAAGCUCCUCGACAUCGACGCCGACACCCUCACGAUCCCCGACACCGAAUACGACGCGCGCGUCACCCUGCCCUCGGCCGAGUUCACGCGCAUCGUGCGCGAUCUCUCGCAGUUGGGCGAGAGCGUGCGGAUCGAGGUGAGUAAGGAGGGCGUGCGGUUCGCUAGUGAUGGCGAGGCGGCGAAUGGGAGUGUGUUGUUGCGCAUGGCGGAGGGUGCGGGGGGAGGGGGAGGGGAGAAAGGGGAGAAGGUGAUCAAGCCGAAGAAGGAGGGUGGGCUUGGAGAGGGUGGAUCGCAGGCUAAAGAGGAAGAUGACGAUGAGGACGGUGGGAGGGUUAAAGUGAAGAAGGAGAAAGAUGCUGAGGAUGUUGAGAUGGAUAAUGAGGAUGAGGAGGAGGAGUUUAAGCCUAAGGACGACGACGAUGAGGAUGUGGAGGAUGAGGAUGAGGAUGAGGAUGGUGAAGAGGAGAAAGAGGAUGAUGAGGACGAUGAGGAGGGUGAUGAGGACAGCAAGAAGCGGAAGAAAAAGGCAAACGGUAAAUCCAAACCCUCCAAAAAAGCCAAAACCUCCUCCUCCAAGUCCUCCAAACCCUCCAAGUCCUCCUCCAAAUCCAAAGGCAAAGCCAAAUCCUCCUCCUCCUCCAACCCCGACGAAAACACAGACAACGACGCGAUAAUCAUCGAGAUGAACCAACACGUUUCUUUGACGUUUUCGUUGAAGUACCUGGUCAAUUUCUCGAGAAGCGCGAGUUUGAGUGGGAGGGUGCAGCUUUUGAUGAGUAAUGAUGUGCCGUUGUUGGUCGCAUACGACUUUGACCAAGGAUACAUCCGGUACUACCUCGCGCCCAAGAUCGGGGACGAUUAA
Messenger RNA from Psilocybe cubensis, 1224 nucleotides. RefSeq lists its product as uncharacterized. Gene Ontology annotation, cellular component: PCNA complex. Gene Ontology annotation, molecular function: DNA polymerase processivity factor activity; DNA binding. NCBI's taxonomy places the organism in Eukaryota, Fungi, Basidiomycota, Agaricomycetes, Agaricales, Agrocybaceae. The record is from RefSeq and is a predicted model, not a curated record. Gene Ontology annotation, biological process: translesion synthesis; leading strand elongation; regulation of DNA replication. The transcript has 5 exons. Bases 1 to 1224 code for a protein of 407 amino acids.